GCAGAAGUUAGAGCAAUAUCCUGUUUUGAAUUCUGGGAGGUAGGGGAGAAUAAUCUAAGCUAUAAAACACAGUAAGAAUCCUCCACAGAGUGCCGGUGAUGCUGGUUUAGGGCCCAUGGUCUUUGAAUAAGCUGGAAUACAACAGCAGGCGGAACAAUGGCACAACAAACACCUGUAGCAGAAAGCCUGCUUUAUUUUUAUGAUCGUCCUAAAGAACCAGUAUUCUUUCCCAAGGGCAACAAUGAUGUCAUAUUUCAACUACCUGAAGAUUAUCUGUCUUCACGCAGUAAAACCAUUGUAGAUGAACUCCCAAGCCGAUUUGGGCGUGUUAAGGAAGAGAUUCAGAUUCGUAAGAUUGACCUUCCUGAUUUAAGUGAACCCAUGAGACUGGGUAAAAGAGAAAACUUCUCUGUUUUCAUUCCGUACCACCGACAGCUUGCAGCACGUGUUAUUGAAGUGCUUAUGGGUAUGCGAACUACAGAGGACUUUCGUUCAGCUGUGGCUUAUUGCAGAGAGAAUUUGAAUCCACUUCUGUUCAUAUAUUCUUUCUCAGUAGCAAUGUUACAUAGACCAGAUACCAGAAAUGUGAAUAUUCCACCAUUGUCAGAAACAUUUCCUGACAAGUUCAUAGGUGGAGGACUACUUAAUCGUGCUCGAGAAGAGGCCAACAUAUUUCAGACAGAUGGGACCAGGGUUCCUCUCAGAUUGCCUUUGGAUUAUACUGCCUCAGAUGUGGAAGAAGAACACCGUGUUGCCUAUUUUAGAGAAGACCUGGGCAUCAACCUGCAUCAUUGGCACUGGCAUCUCGUAUACCCCUUCGAUGGCCCUGAUGUUGUUGUCAGGAAAGAUCGCAGAGGAGAACUCUUUUACUACAUGCAUCAACAAAUUGUCGCCAGGUACAACUGUGAGCGUUUUUGUAACAAGCUUGGACGUGUAAAGCGUUUGCAGAGUUUAUCAGAGCCAAUCAAGGAAGCUUAUUUCCCAAAGCUGGACAGCUUUGUGGCUAGCCGUGUGUGGCCACCACGCAACAGCAAUGUUAUGCUCAGUGAUGUAGAUCGUGAGCAAGAACAACUUAAAUUUGACAUCCAAGACCUGGAGCGAUGGAGAGAUCGCAUGUUUGAUGCCAUCCACCGUGGCACAGUUAUACAGGAAAAUGGCCAGGAGAUGCAACUGACUGAAGAUGGUGGCAUAGACAUUCUUGGUAACAUCAUGGAGUCAAGUACAAUAUCCAUCAACCGCCGAUAUUAUGGGAACUUGCACAAUCUAGGCCACGUUGCUCUCGCUUUGUGCCAUGACCCUGAUAACAGACAUUUGGAAACCUUUGGAGUGAUGGGAGACUCAGCUACUGCAAUGAGAGAUCCUGUAUUCUAUCGAUGGCAUGCCUUUGUUGAUGACGUUUUCCAAGAACACAAAGCAACCCUCCCUCCAUACACAUUGCAAAAGCUUCAAUUUGAUAAUGUGAACAUAGCAGGUUUCUCAGUACAAACUGAUGGGUCAAAAGCUCCAAACCAGCUGGAAACAACAUAUGAUCAAAAUGAUGUAAAUCUUACAAGAGGAAUGGACUUUACUCCAAGAGGAAAUGUCUUUGCAAGAAUAACUCAUUUGAACCACAAACCUUUCACAUACAUAAUAAAUGUCAAUAACAAAGGUCCUCAACGAUUAGGAACAGUGAGAAUAUUUUUGGCACCCAAAUUUGAUGAACGAGGCAUUACUCUCUUGCUGAGAGAUCAAAGACUCCUUUUCAUUGAGCUUGAUCGUUUCACAACAAACUUGAAAAGUGGAAAUAAUACAAUCAGGCGGAAAUCAACGGAGUCGUCUGUGACCAUUCCCUUUGAGCAAACUUUCCGUGAUCUCACAACAAACCGGCCAACAGACAGUGAAGGUUUGUCCAGGUUUAACUAUUGUGGUUGUGGCUGGCCUCAGCACAUGCUCAUCCCUAAGGGGACGCCUGAAGGAUUCCCUUGUGAACUUUUUGUCAUGAUCUCAAACUAUAAUGAUGAUAAGGUUGACCAAUCAGUAGAUGCAGAAACUUGUGACGAUGCCUCAAGUUAUUGUGGCAUACGUAACAAGAAGUAUCCUGACAAAAGGGCCAUGGGUUUCCCAUUUGACAGACCACCUAGACAAGGUGCCAAUACUCUGGCUGACUUCCGCAGAAACUUGCCUAAUAUGAGUGUUAUUGAUGUGAAAAUACGUUUCACACCACCUGCCACCAAUCCAAAUAUUGUUGACUGAUUUUAUGAGACAAAUAAAUGGUCUUCUUUUUGUUUUAUCUGAAAUGAAAUAAUGUGAACAGGAGGAACUUGAACUCAAGAGAAAGACUUCAGCCAUUUAAUAGAUUGUGUUGUCCUGCAGAAUGGCAUAGCAAUUUUAAAAAAGGUCGCCUGUUGGAUUUAUGAUGAUGACUAGCAAUGGACAUGGCAAAUGAGUUGUAUGUACAAGUGUAUUAUAAACUUGAUAUAAAUAAAAGACUUAGCUCAGAAA
Molecule: messenger RNA, 2481 nt
Organism: Schistocerca americana (American grasshopper)
Lineage: Eukaryota; Metazoa; Arthropoda; Insecta; Orthoptera; Acrididae
Product: phenoloxidase 1-like
Exons: 13
Coding region: 157-2232 (691 amino acids)
Molecular function (GO): oxidoreductase activity
Source: RefSeq, a predicted model, not a curated record